Molecule: messenger RNA, 1044 nt
Organism: Prunus armeniaca (apricot)
Lineage: Eukaryota; Viridiplantae; Streptophyta; Magnoliopsida; Rosales; Rosaceae
Source: the annotation of a GenBank genome assembly
AUGUGUGGAUUGGUGUUUGAGGACUACUUGGCGCAGAGCAGGCCCAAGCUGAUCUGGUCCGGCAAGUCCGACAAGUACACAAAGAUCCCAGCUUUUGAAGAAUUGGAGCAGAGCCCAGACGCCAAGUUUUUGCAUAUAUGCGCCAAUGAAACCAUCCACGGGGUUGAGUUCAAGACCUACCCAACUCCCAAAAAUGGCCUCUUGAUUGCUGAUAUGUCCUCAAAUUUCUGCUCCAAACCGGUGGAUGUGUCCAAGUUUGGGAUCAUCUAUGCGGGAGCCCAGAAAAACGUGGGCCCAUCCGGAGUGAAUCUGAUUGGCAAUGCUCAAGAGAUCACACCUGUGAUGCUGGACUUCAAGAUUCAUGAUGAGAACAAGUCUCUUUACAACACACCACCUUGCUAUGGCAUUUACAUGUGUGGGUUGGUGUUUGAGGACUUGCUGGAGCAGGGUGGUUUGGGUGAGAUUGAGAAGAAGAACAAGAGGAAGGCUGAUCUUUUGUACAACGCCAUUGAUGAGAGCAAAGGGUUUUACAGGUGCCCAGUUGAGAAGUCUGUGAGGUCAUUGAUGAAUGUGCCGGUUACUCUCGAGAAGCCGGAGUUGGAGGCUGAGUUUGUGAAGGAGGCAGCGAAAGAGACUAUUGUUCAGCUCAAGGGACAUAGGUCAGUGGGAGGGAUGAGGGCUUCAAUUUAUAAUGCCAUGCCUUUGGCUGGGGUUGAGAAAUUGGUUGCUUUCAUGAAGGAUUUCCAGGCUCAAGAUUUAGUAGCAUACAUUACUGGUAGAGUUGUUAGCAUCUUUGGUUUGUUGACCCAUCAUCAUCAUCUGCCUGAAAACCACCAGAUGGUGAAAUGGAAAAUGAAUGGUCCCCCAACUCAGAAAUUGAUUCACAACCAUGGAACUCAUCACUUCAAUGGCAACGCGAUGAAUAGUAAUAGAGUCAAAGACACAACCAGCUGCCUGCUGAGGCUUUACGUCAAUAUCAGUCACCUUUGCCAGUUCAUCAGCAAUUUCAAUUUCGGAUAUGCUCAAUUCAUACACAUUCUAUAA